AUGGCUGCUAAAAUCACGCCUGAAAAUCCAGAUAUCCAAGUAAUAGAUGCGGAAGGAUUGUUUGUGAUGCCCGGUGGAAUUGAUCCUCACACUCACAUGCAGUUCCCAUUCAUGGGUACAGUUUCUAUGGACGACUUCUUCUCUGGCACACGGGCUGCUCUAGCUGGUGGAACAACAAUGAUAAUUGACUUUGUGGUCCCCACGAAGGACACCACUCCAAUUGCAGCAUACCGUCAAUGGAGAGAGUGGGCAGAUCCCAAG
Cooperia oncophora is the source of this 261-nucleotide messenger RNA. The record is from the annotation of a GenBank genome assembly. NCBI's taxonomy places the organism in Eukaryota, Metazoa, Nematoda, Chromadorea, Rhabditida, Trichostrongylidae.